GCCGGCUUCCAGUAGAUUUCUAUUACUUAGAAGGGAACUCCUCCUCCGCUGCUUUUCAGUUCUGAAUGGGCUCAGAAAAUCUCUUGCGGUCAUUGUUAUGGUCGCUGCUGGUCACUUCUUAGUGGUCGUUGCGAUUUUCUGGAUACUGGAGGCAUCCGGGGACGCAAAUUUCUUGAAGGUAAGAAUGGAUAAGAAGACUCAGAUUGUGUUCCUCAAUGAGAAUGUUACCAUCCCCUGUGUAUUCCGCUAUGGUUCUUUAUCCCUGGACAUCAAUACCGUUGGAGUCAGAUGGUACAGGAGAAGUUGGAACUCUGAGCAGGAAAACGAAAUCUUUGAGUACUAUGGAGGAAACCAGACUCUGUUCAGACCAGGAGCCAGCAUCUUAAUUUCAGAACUGAAAUGGGGACAUGCCUUUCUCUUCCUGCCUUUCAUCCAGCUUCAAGAAGAAGGAGAGUACAGGUGUGAGGUGAUCAUCCCUCCUAAUAGAGCUCAGGCAACAGCGAGGAUGGAUGUGGUGGCUCGGCCCACCAGCAUCCAGUGGCCAUCAGAAACUGUAGUGGAGGAAAACAAAACACACACUCUUGAGUGCAUUGUGAUAGGAUUCUAUCCUCAGUCAGCUCAAAUCAGGUGGAAGAAAAUGAUUCCUGGGACUCACUCUCUGGAUGUGAUCAAUUCUGAGAACAUCUACACGAACUCCAUUCGGAAUAAUGAUGGCACGUUCAGUGCCACCAGUUACUUUACUUUGCAUCCAAUUUUGGAUGACAACGGAACCAUCUACCAGUGUGAAGUUGUCUAUCAAUCGCUACUGACUCUAUUGCGGAGAAGCACUACCUUGAUUGUAAAAGAACAUGAGAAGGAUGGAUCUAUCUGGAUGCCGAUUGUGAUCGUAAUCUUGGUUAUAUUUAUCUUCAGCACAGGCCUGUUCCUAACACUACGUUUUAAGAAUGCACUAUCAAAGUUACUCGGUAUAAGGAGAGCAGACUGAUGCUGGAUGGCAUUGAGACAUUGGAAGCUGUGGAGACCCCGGAAGAUGGGCUUUUCUGCCCAUGCACCAGCAAGAUCCUUGAGAUAGAGGAUCUUGGGAAGAAAUUCACAUGUAAGGCUGAGUAGAAGUGUGUGAGCCUGUAGAGAGACACUGGGUCCUGUAGUCACUAGGUGAAUGCCCACAAAUGGUUCUACAGGAGCAUGAGGUGAUUCUCAAGAUAUCCAUAUCACAAAGAAAAAGAAAGCAUAGAAUAUUGUUGUGAUAUUGGGAAAUGGUGAAUAUUCAAGUGUGUGUGUGUCUGUGUGUGUGCACGUGCAUAUGUGUGCAUGCACAGAGAGCUGUCAGUUUUGCUGUAUUUUUCUCUACUUCCUUUUUUCCUUUUUAAAAAAAUUUUAAUAGCUUUCUGGGAAAGGAGAGAAGUGAGAAAAUUAGAUGAUGUAAAAGCAAAGUUCAAGAAUAAAAACUGAUUUAAAAAAAUGUUAAUGUUUAAAAAUGGCCUUGUCUUUGGGCGUGUAAGAAUUAAACCAAAAAGAUGUUGCCUGAUAGUCCUACAUUUUAAAAAUAAUUUUAAAAUUUAUUUUAAACAAAUACAAAAUGAUGAAGAGAAAACCACCAUCUAUGUUUAGAAAUGUAUACGCUGACU
This is a messenger RNA of Antechinus flavipes (yellow-footed antechinus), 1628 nucleotides long. It is a transcript of the gene NCR3LG1, whose product is annotated as natural killer cell cytotoxicity receptor 3 ligand 1. The transcript is spliced from 5 exons. Gene Ontology annotation, biological process: cell surface receptor signaling pathway; positive regulation of T cell proliferation; cellular response to lipopolysaccharide. Bases 98 to 985 code for a protein of 295 amino acids. The record is from RefSeq and is a predicted model, not a curated record. Gene Ontology annotation, cellular component: external side of plasma membrane. Lineage: Eukaryota; Metazoa; Chordata; Mammalia; Dasyuromorphia; Dasyuridae.